Messenger RNA from Gamsiella multidivaricata, 2399 nucleotides. Its product is annotated as NUC173 domain-containing protein. The record is from RefSeq and is a predicted model, not a curated record. NCBI's taxonomy places the organism in Eukaryota, Fungi, Mortierellomycota, Mortierellomycetes, Mortierellales, Mortierellaceae. The annotation marks the transcript as partial. The transcript has 6 exons.
AGGACGCAGCUAUCGUCUAAGCUGCCAAACCAACAGAUGCAUGCAACUACGCUACUGGCUGUUGAAGAGAUGUCCCUUCUAGACCAGCAAAAGGAUGACCCUGAAGUUGAAGAAAUGAGAGCAGCGAUUCUCAACCUCCUCGCUGUUAUUUUCCCAAAUGUCCCGGUCAGCGUCCUCCGAUCUCAAUACACAGCAACUUUGAGCGUAUUCACGACAAUUAUGGCGCUCCAACCACCACCCACCGCACCUUCUCUGCGCUCACUGAUUACCUGCUUGGAACACCUCUUGAUUGCUCAGGACACUGCUACAUGGAACCAAACCACAACCUUGAAAGCCCUUCAGACACUGCUCGUUCUCUCGCUCGACUCGCGGCCUAAGCCAAGGAAGCGUGCACAAGAGGCUGUCAGAAACAUCGUCACACGCCCACCGCUUAUGAUGCUUGUCCACCCUGGAAUGAAGGUCGUUGUCCAAACCACACUGCAGUUUCUCAAGGAGUCGGGUAACGGCGUCGUUGGAGCGGCGGGAUCUAAGGAUAAGGACAGCGCUACUCAGAUGAUUUUGCACACGCUUCAACUCGUCCGCAUGGUCGGAAAGGCCUGGCCUGUCGAGCAAUUCCUUCCUCUCUGUGAUAUCCUUCUCCAUCUCCCAAAACUCAAUAACCCAUACCUUACAUCAUCUGCCUUCCAAGUCUUUGAAUCCCUGCUUUCGACAAAAGAAUCCCCCGAUGUCCCCGCAGUCAAGAUUACUCAAGUCAUGAGUGCAGUGUUGGAACUGAAGCCCAGCGCCAAUGAUGCCACAUUGAUGCCUUUGUGGCUGGAUGUUGUCCGCGCAGGAUUCGUCGAGUCAGCUAGACUACAGGGGAAGAUGAAGGCUGCAGGUCAUGGUGCCCAGAUCCCUCAGGAGGCCGCCGUGCCAAUUGUCCAGCUCUUCAAGGUCAUUUUCCCUAAUCUCGAGUCGUCCAACCCUGUUUCUGUUCACAACUCGACCGUUGACUGCCUCAAGCAGCUAAUCACCCACUGUAUUACGGAUGAAAUGAUCGACAUUGCCCCUGAAAGCAAGAAGAAGCGCAGCGUGAUUGACACCAUCUCUACGAUUAUCAAGGGAGGAUUCGAUAUUCGCUUCCAGAGCUCAUGGUUGGGCAUUCUGGACAUUCUUAAGACCCUGUUCGAGCGUCUCAAUCAUGCUGCCAACCCCUUGCUGGUUUCGUUCCUCCCCAUCAUCGACGAACUCCGGUUCACUCCCGCAUUCACACAAAAGGCGCAUCUGGACAUUGUAUUGUCGACCGCUAUCGGCACAGUCGGGCCUCGCAUCUUCCUGGAUACUCUGCCUCUGAAUAUUGACAACCCCGAGGAGCGCAAGCGUGGUCGUGCCUGGCUCUUGCCUUUGCUCAAGAGCUCUGUUACCAACACCGAACUCGAAUACUUCGCCUCAACUCUGAUCCCACUGGCUGACCGCCUCAACCAGAAAGCGCAGGAGUGCACUGAGAACGGGAUGAUGAAGAAGGUCUACGAGACCCUGAUUGGUCAGGUCUGGAGCCUUGUCAGCGGAUUUUGCGACCUCCCCGUCGAUAUGGAGCUCGCCUUCAACAAGGAGCUCGCUGAGCGAUUCAGCAAUGUCCUUUACUCUGUGCCUGAUCUUCGACCUGUUCUUUGCCAAGCCUUGACCAGCUUGGUCGUCCGCAACCAGGCCAUUAUCGCCAGUACUGAAAGCGAUGUAGUUUUGGAGCGUAAAUACCUGAUGAGCAAGGACGAGGCUGCCAACAACAUCGCACUCUUACAGCAGUACGCCCGACCCUAUCUCAUGGUCUUUUUCAACAUCUUCCAAGCGACCCUGCCUCAGUUCCGUGGAUAUCUUCUGGAAGUUAUGAGGAUGUACCUGAGUAUUUCGACCCCUCAGGAUCUGCAGCAGACAUUCUCGGCAGUCUUGGCUCAGCUUAACACUGCCUUGACGACGGUUCAGACUCCUAUUCAACAAGGAGGGGCCCCUCCAGCGUCGCAUAACCUCAUGGAUCUAGCCGAUAUCAUGGUGCCAUAUGUCGAUGGACCAAGCAUGGUCGGCCUAUACCAGACUGUCGCCUCCCUGUUUGCCAAUGAUGCCGACGCUGCAUUGCAGAAGAAGGCAUACAAGAUUGUCAAUUCGAUGGCCGAAACGGAGACUGGCCGCAUCGUCUUGAAGGCGAAUUUGGAGGAGCUGAUGCGCAACAUUCUCGACACUACUGCCGCUGCCACCGCGACUGCCAAGCGCGCUCGUCUGUCGUUGAUUGGCCAGGUGAUCACGCUCCUGGAACCUACAGACCUGUACUUUGUGCCCUCCAUUUUGUCCGAGGUUGUUGUUGCUACGAAGGAGGUGAACGAGAAGACCCGUGAUGUUGCAUACGCACUUCUGGUUGCCAUGGGACA